Vidua chalybeata is the source of this 2525-nucleotide messenger RNA. RefSeq names its product ninein-like protein. NCBI's taxonomy places the organism in Eukaryota, Metazoa, Chordata, Aves, Passeriformes, Viduidae. The transcript has 14 exons. The record is from RefSeq and is a predicted model, not a curated record. The coding region runs from base 598 to 2079 and encodes 493 amino acids. Gene Ontology annotation, biological process: microtubule anchoring at centrosome. Gene Ontology annotation, cellular component: centrosome.
GCCGAGCCGGGCCGGGCCGGGCCGGUGCUGCCGUCCCCGCGUCUCCGCGUCCCCGCGGCCCCGUUUCCCACGGUAAUGUCAGUGUCUCUCGGGCAGCCAAGACUCAGCAACUCCGUGGCAUGAGGUUUGUAAAAAGGAUCCUGCUUGAUGGCCUUGAUCGGCAGCUCCGUGAGGUGAUUUCCACUAACCUUGGUGCAUUCAGUUCCAAGGACUGGCAAGGCAUUUGCUUUUGAAGUAGCACCACGUGAAUGUGCUAAGGUGGAAGUGAAUCUGUGCUUACCCUGACAGCCAGGACAGCUCAAUCCAGGAUCCUGAGAAAAAAAAAAAAAGAAAGAAAAAAGAGUCGUUCUUUUGGCUUCAGACUUUGAGCAUCAGAGGAAGCAGCCUGUCCUUCUGGCCAAGCUACCUGGGCCCACACCACUUCUCCAGCCUCAGCAAAGACACUUGGAUUUGCCAAGCCUCAACUUGCCAUUGCCACCUUAGCCCUGGAAGAACUUAGAGGAGGCCCUCAGGGUCCCUGGUUCUGCCUGGAUCAGUGGUGAGGCAGAGGAGCAGGUGAGCCUGGCAGGGCUGCCUGCAGCUUUGGACAGCACACUCAUGGUCCCCAGCAGUGGCCUCCAGCAUGCGGCUGGCACCUCCUACAGAUACAAACUGCAGUGCCUCUGCACCCAGGUGAGGCAGAUCGCCAGGGAGAGGGACAAGGCGAGGCUCGGGUUGGAGAAGGCAGAGAGACACUGCCUGCAGCUGGGCAGGGAGCUGGAUCAGCGGUGCAUCGCUCUGGAGCACACCCAGAGCAAGCUCAGGAAUUUUCAGGCAGAAAUAGAGGCAAAAGAGCUGCUUUUGCAGCAAGCAGUGAGUCACCAGGCGAAGCUGGAGGCUGCUACACGGCUCCUCCAGGGCAAAGAGGCCAACCUGCGAGGGAGACUGAACCAUGUGAUGAAUGAGAACACACAGCUACAAAACAAGGUCACAGAGAUGGCUGAGAAACUGUCAGCCUCUGAGGAAAUGGUGUUGGAGCUGCAAAAAGAACUCAACUGCAUUGUGAAGGAUAAGCUGGAGCAGGGGGAGCCCCACAGCCCAGAGUUCCUGCAGCAGAGCGAGCGCUUUGCCGAGAUUGUCGUGGAGUACGAGCGGCAGUGCCAGGUGCUGUACGACCAGAACGGAGCGCUGCGAAGGGAGCUGCAAAGGCUGCGCCUCCAGCUGCAGGAGAGCAGGGCUGAGGGAGGGCUGCCAGCAGCAGAAAUGUCACUCCCAGUGGAGCAGCUCCAAGAGCAGCUGCAGGACCUGAAGGUGCAGCUGGAAACAAAGAGUGAGAAGGGCAAGGAGCAGCUCUCUCACCCGGAUGCCAAGAUGCCUCAGCUGGGCUGUGAACCCCCUGAGCACAAGGCUGGUCACAGUGAUGGCCCUGGCAGUGUCCAGCUGCAGAGCCAGAGCCUUCUGGAGGCUGAGUGGCUACGAGGAGCAGAGAUUGCUGCAAGGCUGGAGCACCACCAGAGGCAUGCAGCAUGUUGGAUGGAGAUGGAGCUGCUCCAACAGCAGCUCCAGGCCUCGCAGGAAAAGCUUUUGGAAGCCAAAGCCAGCCUGAGCCUGGCCCAGGCCCAGCACACUCUGCAGUUGCAGCAGGCCAAGGCCCAGAUGAACAACAUGGUGCCAAAGAAGCAGUUUGAGCAGCUGCAGAACACCUUGAGAGAGGAACAGUGCAAGACUCAGCAGCUCCAGGAAAGCCUCCAGCUGCAGGCUGAGCAAACAUGCAGGCAGCUGGUCAGGACCCAGGAGGAACACGAGCAGCUGCUGCAGGCAGCUGUGGAGCAGGCAGAGGGGCUGGAACAGAGACUGAGGAAUGCUGAAGCUGUGUUGGCAGAGAGGGCAGCUCAGCUCAGAGAUGCCCAGGCCCAACUCUCCAGGAACAAACUAUUGAUGGAAGAGCUCCGUGGAGAGAACAGGAGGUUUGCAAUGGCCCUGCAGGCUGCUGAGCUGAAGCAGAAGAGCAUGGAGGAGAAGAACCAGCUGCUGGAGGAACAAGCCUCAGCUCUGAAGCAGCUUAUUGGAAAAAUCACACCAGCAUCUCUGAAUGUGUGAUGGAACAUCUGCAGUGGCAGCCCCUGGUCCUGGCUGGGGCUGGUCAGGUGCAGAAAUAUGGCUGGGUUGGGAAAUCAGCCUUGUCCUCUCUUGUCUUGCCAGGAUUUUCCUGUGCAGAAAAUAGCAAAUGGGGAGCCUAAAGUCCUUUGAGGAAACUGGUCCUGUGGACAGCUGAAUUUUCCAACUGGAAGCAGCAGCCCUGGUGCCUUUCUCAGUGGCAGUGUGCUAUUGUGUCAUGUCUGUCUCAGGGCAGCCAGCUCACAGGAUUUUCUUUGGCAGUGUUUGGUGGUGGUGCAGGUGCUCCCUCUCGGCAGAAGGUGGAUGUUGGAGCCACAGUUACAUCUCAAAAGCCGGGGCAGAAGGGCUUGCAGGACCCUGUGCCUGGCUCACUCCAUGCAGGAAAGAAAGCUGAGUUGUGGCAUUAAAACGUUUGUAAUGUUACAGCA